Messenger RNA from Styela clava, 1053 nucleotides. RefSeq names its product flavin reductase (NADPH)-like. Gene Ontology annotation, molecular function: riboflavin reductase (NADPH) activity; biliverdin reductase [NAD(P)H] activity. The record is from RefSeq and is a predicted model, not a curated record. NCBI's taxonomy places the organism in Eukaryota, Metazoa, Chordata, Ascidiacea, Stolidobranchia, Styelidae.
ACAUAUUGUAAUAUUUUGUGUUUAUAUGAUACAGGACAAAAAAUAUUACUAUUAUACAGACAAUUUUACAUAGAAACUAAUAUGCCUAAGCCUAAGAUCAUAGUUUUUGGAGCAACUGGAAAUACUGGAUUUUCCAUUCUUGAAAGAGGAAUUGAAGAAGGAUGUGAGAUCACAGCAUAUGUGAGAACACCAUCUAAGUUGUCAGACCGGUUGCGCAAUAAUGUCAGAAUAAUUCAAGGGGACGUUUUGAAAAGAGAACAAGUCGAAGAUGCCAUUGAAGGGCAUGAUGUGGUAUUGUCUGCACUUGGUUCGGGAUGGGCACUAGGUCCUACUAAAAUAAUGUCGGAAGGAUGUAGAAACAUUGUCUCAGGAAUGAAAAAACAUGGCGUUAAGAAGAUCGCAGUAGUGGGAGUAGCAAGUCUAAUACCAGGAGAAUGGAGCCCUAUGGUACUGAAAUAUUUGAUUGAAGAUCAUCAGAAGCAGAUUGAUAUUCUUAAUGAAGAAAAGGACACAAUUGACUGGGUUGCCAUAAUGCCUCCUUCACUUUGGAGAAGCAAUUAUAUCAGUCCAUCAUACACGGUUGAAAAAGAUACAUUCACUGGUCGCUACUACGUAUCAACAGGAGAGGUUGCGGACUUUAUGUUCAAAUGUAUAAAAGAUGACAACAUUUGCCAAGAAUACAAGCAUCGUCUAGUGGGAAUCUCAUCUGGGCCAGCAAUUAUUUCAACUAAGAACCUGGUUCUGCUGACAAUUCUUUCAGCAGCAGCCAUCGGAUCUUAUUUCAUGGGAUAUACACCUUGGUAAUGAACUAUUAACCUGAACUGAAAGAUUCUCCGAUUGACUGCUUUAGAUUUUGUGCAAUUUAGAAUAGUUUAUAAUAUUUGAAUAUUACUUGGACAAUUCUUUUAUUGUUAAAUUUAGCCUGCAAUGCACAUACAAUUCUGUCAGCAAUACUUGCUGAAGAAACUAACACUUAGUGAAGUGAAUAAAAUAUGCAACUGAACAGUGACUACAUAAUAUAUAUGAACAUUGUACAUGGUGUUCAUAAAGCUA